AUGAGGCAACUAGGGGGACUCGCCGGGAGGACUGAUAUUGCAAGUCUGCUUUCUGUAAGUCGGCUGACAUUGCUGGCGCCGCCUCUUACUGCCAGUGAGAACACCUCACGCCAAGCAAUUAAACGACAGUCAGAAGGAAGGCAUGCAUCACUCUCUCGCAGCAGAUCCAGAAGUCCAAAGAAAGAGAAUGGCUCACAAUGGAACUCUACUCGCCAAAGAAAUGGCAGCCCGCAUCAUCCUCUCAUAGUCGAGACAAGAGUCCCAGCAAGAAAACAUGGCAUAAACCAGUCCUUAAAGACAUUGGCAGGAGCUGCGGAUAAUGUCUUUCUUUUCUUUUUCUCUCUCUCUCUCUCUCUCUUUUGUUGUUGUUCUUCAUUUUAUGACAUCAUGUAA
Monascus purpureus is the source of this 393-nucleotide messenger RNA. NCBI's taxonomy places the organism in Eukaryota, Fungi, Ascomycota, Eurotiomycetes, Eurotiales, Aspergillaceae. The record is from the annotation of a GenBank genome assembly.